AUGGCGGGGGGCUCCUCAACGCGAUCGUUGCAGCCGACGGCGGCGGGGGCGGACACCACGGACCUGCACUUCUGGCUGCAGUGGCGGGUGGCGGUGUGCGGGCUCUGGGUGCUCUGCUGCGUCGUGGCAGCGGCUUACCUCAUCUGGCGCCACGAGGGCCCCGGCGCGCACCGCCGCCCGGACGACGCCGGGAGCGACGGGAAGGAGCGGAGGAGGAGGCGGCCGGACGGGGUUAUGUACGACGAUGAGGCGUGGCGGCCGUGCCUCCGGGACAUCCACCCGGCAUGGCUCCUCGCGUACAGGCUCGGCUCCUUCAUCGCCCUCUUCAGCCUCCUCAUCGUCAUCGUCAUCUCCGACGGCGGCAGCAUCUUCUACUACUACACGCAGUGGACCUUCAUUCUGGUGACGAUUUACUUCGGGCUUGCCACGGCGCUGUCGAUCUACGGAUGCAGUAAAUUCGUCAACUGCAACGCCGUCGUGGCAGCGACAGACACUGAGCUGGGGCCUUACUCUGCCCACGGUGCCAUCACUAAACCGACCGCCGAUGAAGAAGACGACGGCACGAGAAAGAUCGCUGGAUUCUGGGGGUACUUGCUCCAGAUCAUCUACCAGACCAAUGCAGGAGCUGUGAUGCUUACGGAUUGUGUCUUUUGGUUCAUCAUUUUCCCCUUCCUAACCGUCAAAGAUUACAGUGUGAAUUUUUUACUAAUAGGAAUGCACUCGGUCAACGCUGUUUUCUUGCUCGGCGAAGCGUCCCUGAAUAGCAUGCGCUUCCCAUGGUUCCGGAUCGUGUAUUUCUUCCUCUGGACCGCACUUUACGUUGUUUUCCAGUGGAUUGUCCAUGCAUCAACUCCAAUCUGGUGGCCCUACCCCUUCCUCGACCUCUCAGCUAAUCUAGCGCCUUUGUGGUACUUUGCUGUUGCGUUUAUGCAAUUGCCGUGCUACGUGAUCUUCAGGCUGUUGAUGAACCUUAAACACAGCCUUCUCUCCAAACAUUUCCCAGAAUGCAGUAGUAAGAGAGUAGCAUCAUCGGAUGAGCAACCAUGCCGUAUUACUGCCCCGGUCGUCCAUUAAGAACAGUUUAUACAGAAAGGCAAUACAAAUUGGCAAGAAGAAGCAACCAAAUAAGGGUGGCUCUUCAGGGUGCCAAAUCAAUUGGAGCGUCUUUUAGUUGGUACACACCAAAAGAGGAAACCAACUUCACCAAGAUAAGAUGAAUGAUCUUGUGUAGCUGUGUUUGUGAUGUACAACUUCAAACUAAAAGAAAGACACAUGAGAAGGGGUGCCAAGGCUGCGCUUGAGUUCUAGGAUACUGAUCCGGAUGAUGAAUUGAUCACAGAUUAUAACGAUCCAG
This is a messenger RNA of Lolium rigidum, 1354 nucleotides long. RefSeq lists its product as uncharacterized. NCBI's taxonomy places the organism in Eukaryota, Viridiplantae, Streptophyta, Magnoliopsida, Poales, Poaceae. Bases 1 to 1074 code for a protein of 357 amino acids. Gene Ontology annotation, cellular component: membrane. The transcript is spliced from 9 exons. The record is from RefSeq and is a predicted model, not a curated record.